AUGGCGGAUAACGAAACGAUAGCUGGGGCAGAGGAUGAACUCGAAAACCGUCCCAGCGUGACGUUUCCGCAAUUGCAGGAUCUCGAGAAGAGAUUCUUCGAGGUCGUUGCCGACGGAAAUGUCGCCGAAGUGCGACUAUUCUUGGACGAGCAUCCGGAUUUCAAUAUUAACAUCAUAAAUUUCCAAGGUGUCAGCGCGCUUCACAUCGCCAUCAACGAUAGGAACAUACCGAUGGUGGAGUAUCUCUUGUCCCAACCAGAAGUCGACCCGGGCGAUGCACAUCUGCACGCGAUCAGGGAUAACCAAAUGCGGAUCACCAUAUUGAUAUUGAAUAAGCUGAAUGAAUUGACUCCCGGCUUCGAAUUCGCCGGUGUCACUCACAGUCCCGAUUUUCCGGACGAUACAACUCCCCUCGCCGUUGCGGCGCAAUGCGGACACUUCGAGAUGAUUGAUAUGCUCAGAUAUCGACGUCACUUCCUCGAAAAACCUCAUCCUCCUAGUUGUAACUGCGAAGAAGUAUGCAAGUACGACGAUGCGCGCGGAAUAUUUUUUAAAGAAAAUAUCUGAGAACCGGAAAGGGAAAAGGGCGAUAUCCUGACCAUGGAGAGAAUGCGACUGUUCAUGUAUAAAGCGGUAUCGAACCCAGCGUUUAUUUGUCAAACUGAGGAAGAUCCAAUUUUGAGAGCUUUCGAAUUAUCGGACGAGCUCAACAGAGAAGCCACGUUCGACAAAGAAUUUUAUCCCAAUUAUAAGGAGCUGUCCAAAGAGGUGUCUCAAUUCGCUACAGACUUAAUCGGAUGCGCUCGUAAAAUCGACGAGGUCGAGUGUAUCUUAAAACGGAACGUCGGUUUCGGUCGUGUCUGCAGCUUCAUAUACCCACGACUCCUGCUAGCUCUGGAUUAUGAGCAGAAAACCUUCGUGGCUCAUCCGAACGUACAGCAGUUGGUCGAGAGCACGUGGAUCGGCACUUGGCAUGAAUGGAAGAUUCGCAACACGUGGCUGAAGUGCUUGUCGGUAAUCCCGCAAAUCGCCUUGCUGCCAUUCAUAACGUUCGUCGUGCUGGUCGCACCGAACUCGAAGCGAGCCAAGUUCUACGACAUCCCCGUGAACAAGUUUCUCUCCUCCGUGGCGAAUUAUAUGAUAUUCCUCACGUUCGUGUUUCUGCAGUCGCACAGCGACAAGAUGGAGCAGCUUCGCGGACCGCCCGAUACCGGAUUUGAAUGGAUCCUCAUUAUCUAUGUCGUGUCGUACAUAAUCGCGCUCAUUCGGCUCUGCAUCGUGGAUGGCCCGAUCAGGUGUUUCAAGACGCGUAGAAAUUGGUAUGAGCUUGUUAUGCUCCUGCUGUUUGUUCUGACUUUCCUCUUCUGGAUAGUCGCCGCGAUGGACGUGAAGAUAAACGGUCAGCGUGACUUGGAAAGAAAAUACUGGUACAAGUACGACCCGACAUUGAUAGCGGAAGGGAUCCUUUGUCUUGCGACGAUCAUGGCGUUUUUCAAGCUGUUGUUUAUCUGUCAAUUAGACUACGAUCUGGGACCUUUGCAACUGUCUCUGUUCAAAAUGAUCAGAGACGUCGGUCACUUCCUCGCGAUAUUCGGUAUCAUCAUCGCGUCUUACACAGUUGGACUUUGCAAACUAUAUCAAUACUACGACGGAAUGGUGCAGACCGACUACGAGACGAAACUGAAGACCGAGCAGGAGAGUUCCUUCGUGAGCUUUAAAUCCACUCUGAAGACCCUCUUCUGGGCAGUUUUCUGCAUGAGCCCGGUAGAAAGUGCCGACGUAGUGAUCGAGAAUCUUCCCGGUGAAAGAGAAUCGGAGACAAUAAUCAAUCAUCACAGCUUCACCGAACUCAUCGGUUAUCUCGCUUUCGCAGGUUUCCAAUUUAUCUCCGUGGUGAUCGUGUUGAACAUGCUGAUCGCAUGUAUGUCGAACACCUUCACUCGGGUGACCGACAACGUUAACGUGGAAUGGAUCUUCGGCCGAACCGAGGCUUACGUCGAUUUCAUGCUUACGACGACGCUUCCGCCGCCAUUCAACAUCUUUUCGAUAUUCAGAGGAAUGAAACCGGUGAUCGAGUACAUGAAAGUGCUGAUUAAGCCACCGCCUGGCAAGCGAGCACGAUGGGACUUUAUCAAUUGUUGCUACAUCGUCAGUAUGCCGAGCUUCAAGGAGGACCUACAGGAAGAGAAGGACGAUUAUUUCGCGGAAGUUAUGGCGCAAAUAGUACAACGUUACUUCCGGCAGCACGAGAGGGAAGUGGAGGAAACGGAUGUGCAGAAAUUGAGGAAGGAACUGAUAGAGUUCAACAAUAUCCUGAAAGAGGCUCUCAGCCCGUCCUAAAGGAUACCUCGGCGUGUAUCUUGUGAUUUAAUUAAUCUCUUAACCCUCUCCCGCCCCCCCUCUCGAUACACAGCGUCUCGGUAAACAGCGUCUCGGUAAACAGCGAAGCAACUUAGUUACUACAGUAUAUGUUGGAAUAGUCGAUAGCAUGAAUCUUAGGAAAUAAGAAACGUUGAGUCAUCAGAACUAAGAGCAGAGCCUCUUUCCACGACUCCAAUUUCAUUUGUACGCAGCGACGAGAGGAUUUUUAUUGCAAUCGAGGAGAUAACGCCACUCAAAUCAGACCGCGCUCGAUCGGGCGUUGCUCGAAGAGUCGCUUGAUUUACCUCGAGAUAUUACUGUGCGAAAGGACGGUAGGAACGCGCGCGCAUGCUGCAUCUAGAUCGCGGGGAGAAAACGGAAGCGGACGAAACGAGAAAAGCGAGAGAUGGAGGAGGAGGGGGAUGACACGAGUUAAUAAUUCGCGUUAUUAUGCGAAAGUAAUUUCCUACGCGCCGAGCAGUUGUUAAUUUAAUUUGCGUCCGAUUUCCGGAUGCCGAGCGUCUAAGGACUCGGGAAUCUAUUUCUUCUUCAUCAUCAUCAUCAUCAUAAUCAUCAUCAUCAUCAUCAUCAUCUCCUUCUGUUUUUCUUUCUCCUCAUUAUCGGAGGGGAAAGCUUCCGCGGAAUCGAAACGGCACGUUCGUCGAGCUCUUGUGAUUCGGCACGACCUACGGGAGUCGCAAGCGAGAAUUUAUUCGGUUCCCUGUAAUAAACGAAGAGAGCUCCGAAGAAGACAUCUUUUCUACUCGUGGGACGUGCGCAAGUAUUCUACGUGAUCCCGUUGCGAAACGGCGAUCCUCGAAAUUCGCCACACGUCCGCCGCGGUCCUCGUUAAUAAUUUGCGGCUGACAAUGCGCGUAUGGCGACGCCUUUACACACUUCCAUCAAGCACAAACUGAUGAAGUGUAUUAUGUGAGCGCGAUGUGCGCGGCGUGCGUUCGCGGUUUAUUCGUUCUUGUUCGCGAGCAUAAAUACGCUCUAAUAUUUGUUCAGCAAUUUGCGACACUUGUUCGCGACGUAUAAUCCCGUGUCGCUUAAGUCAUCACCGUUUUUUUAAGUUUUUUUACGUGACAUGCCACCGAAAUUCGCCGCAAUUCUCAAAAUUUCUUGGGGUGAAAUUUGCAACUCGAAAUGCAGAGUGACUAUCGAGUUAUCCGAAUUCGAGUAAUUCUUCAUUCAUAUGGAUAUUUUCUACUCUAAAUCGUUGAGUGAAUAUUUUCACCCAAAAUUGAAGAGUGAAUCUGAUGAGUUGCAUUGUCACAGGAACAUACUUACUCUAAUUGAUUGAAGCAUUCGCUCAUAUGAAGUCAAAAUUCACCCUAAGCUUAGAAUAAAGCAUUCACUUUGGCGAUUUUGCAUGGUAGUAUUUUCACCAUCGCCUCGAGUAAAAUUAUUGCCACUUUUCGUUCCUUUUCGAGUGAGUCUCCACUCCAAGAAAUUUAGAGAGUAUUUUAACGUGAUACGAAAAGGUAAGCAUGUAUGAAAGAAAGAGAGGGCUGUGCGAGUCGCGCAGCUGGCGAAGAUUCAAAGUAAAUCGAGACAAUGACGGCCGGACAUUCGUCGACGCGAUCUUCGCGCGUCCGAUCCCAAGUUUCCGACUCCGAUCAGCACGUCUGCUCUAAAUUGCGACGUUAUAAUCUUGCUCUUAUUUCUCUCCUAAAUUGCGCGACCUUUCAAAUUACGCGACGUCUUUCUCAUUUUCCUUAUAUAUUUUCGACGUGGGAGUCUAAGUCGUUACUCAGAGAUCGCAGACCGUUUUGUCGCCUUUUCCCCCGGCCUGGAUUCUCAGCCGCUGUGGACCAAAUCCUAAUCUCGGCCUUGCUACUUUCGGAGACACUUAACUGGAAAUUCCACCCAGGAGAGACUCGGUCUCGUCGCAUUUGGAAAUCCAGCGCAGCUGGAAAUUGCAGGGAACAGGAGAAGAAGAGACACGCCUCAUUGAGCGAGUGACAAACGAUAUCCCGCGCGAAGAAACCCCAAAGGAUUAAAAAAGAGAGAGAGAGAGAGAGAGAGAGAGAAAGAGAGAGAGAAAAGAGAAAUCGCUUCGAUUGCGUGCCGAGUGGAGCGAGCAACAAUGUUAUCGCGUUGUGGGGAAAACUAAUCCGAAAGUUUUCACAUGGCAGUUAAUCGAAAACUCCGAACGGGGAAACGCUCGCAGCGGCGACAAAUAAAUUGAUUACGUCGGCAAUCGUUUCCAAUUGAAAGGGAAAUAGAAGGAGAUAACGUCCCCUGCGGUCCAGCAAGUUGUAUUCCAGACUUCAUUUUCCCCAAGUGUAUAACGCAUGACAGAUUUAUCCAUUACAGAUUUUGCAGGAAAAUCUUAUUUCCACUGGAAGUCAGUGAGAAAUAAGAUGAAGCAGUAAAAUGGAAUUUUAUUG
Messenger RNA from Odontomachus brunneus, 4757 nucleotides. RefSeq names its product short transient receptor potential channel 4-like. Gene Ontology annotation, cellular component: membrane; cation channel complex. The record is from RefSeq and is a predicted model, not a curated record. Gene Ontology annotation, biological process: calcium ion transmembrane transport; regulation of cytosolic calcium ion concentration; manganese ion transport. The transcript has 12 exons. Gene Ontology annotation, molecular function: inositol 1,4,5 trisphosphate binding; store-operated calcium channel activity; protein binding. Lineage: Eukaryota; Metazoa; Arthropoda; Insecta; Hymenoptera; Formicidae.